Phalaenopsis equestris is the source of this 1139-nucleotide messenger RNA. Its product is annotated as soluble inorganic pyrophosphatase 4. Gene Ontology annotation, biological process: phosphate-containing compound metabolic process. The record is from RefSeq and is a predicted model, not a curated record. The transcript is spliced from 9 exons. Gene Ontology annotation, molecular function: magnesium ion binding; inorganic diphosphate phosphatase activity. Gene Ontology annotation, cellular component: cytoplasm. Lineage: Eukaryota; Viridiplantae; Streptophyta; Magnoliopsida; Asparagales; Orchidaceae. Bases 230 to 877 code for a protein of 215 amino acids.
AUGCUCUCUCUCUCUCUCUCCUUACCCUUUCUCUCUCUAGGUUUCUCUGUGUCGCUUUUGAAGUCUUUGCCGGUCGCUAACUGCGAGGGAUCGACCAGCGAUGUAAUCUUGCACCUAUAAAUAGGGGACGCAGCGGGCUCGCCAAGGAUCCGAUCGGUUUCUCCUCAGCUUACAUCGUCAUCUAGAGUUUUUUAAUCGCUCCGCUGCUUCUAGAUUUGAGCCACUUAAAAUGGAUCCCAAUAACGAAUUACCAUAUAACUCCACAAAGUCUGUUCACAACCAUCCUCCACUCAACGAAAGGAUACUGUCAUCCCUCUCUAGGAGGUCUGUUGCUGCACAUCCCUGGCAUGACCUUGAGAUAGGUCCUGGAGCUCCACAAAUUUUUAAUUGUGUUGUGGAGAUUGGAAAAGGGAGUAAGGUGAAGUAUGAACUCGACAAAAAGACUGGCCUUAUAAAGGUAGACCGUGUUCUGUACUCAUCUGUAGUGUACCCCCACAACUAUGGAUUCAUUCCACGAACACUCUGUGAAGAUAAUGAUCCUCUGGAUGUUCUGGUUCUCAUGCAGGAGCCAAUCCUCCCAGGAUGUUUCCUUCGUGCAAAAGCUAUAGGCCUCAUGCCUAUGAUUGAUCAGGGAGAAAAGGAUGACAAAAUAAUUGCUGUUUGUGCCGAUGAUCCUGAAUACAGACAUUAUACAGACAUCAAGGAGCUCCCACCUCAUCGUUUGGCUGAAAUCAGGCGCUUCUUUGAAGAUUAUAAGAAAAAUGAAAACAAAGAGGUUGCUGUGAACGACUUCCUGCCCGCCACUGCUGCCUAUGAUGCGAUACAACACUCCAUGGAUCUUUAUGCAUCCUACAUUGUGGAGAGCCUAAGGAGAUAAGAGCUUGUGCUGGACAAGAAACAUUUAUCAAUUCUGGAUGCCUAUUUUUUACUGCAAACUCUCUCAAUCGGUAAUAUCUCCCUUAUAAGAUGUAAUAUGAACUGCUCUCUAUUUGCGCUGUUAAGAUUACUGGGCUUGCAUUCCAAUAUUUCAUUAGUAAUUAGCAAACAUUUUAAGCUGGUUACAGACUUGGAUGAUGAGCCCUGAACAAAAUGAUUGAUGACAUUUUCUUAUAUACAAAACUAUUAUCCUUUUUAAGCAA